Lampris incognitus (smalleye Pacific opah) is the source of this 3707-nucleotide messenger RNA. It is a transcript of the gene cdc14b, whose product is annotated as cell division cycle 14B. Gene Ontology annotation, molecular function: protein serine/threonine phosphatase activity; protein tyrosine/serine/threonine phosphatase activity. The coding region runs from base 198 to 1859 and encodes 553 amino acids. The transcript is spliced from 16 exons. Gene Ontology annotation, cellular component: mitotic spindle; nucleolus; spindle pole. Gene Ontology annotation, biological process: positive regulation of cytokinesis; microtubule cytoskeleton organization; regulation of exit from mitosis. NCBI's taxonomy places the organism in Eukaryota, Metazoa, Chordata, Actinopteri, Lampriformes, Lampridae. The record is from RefSeq and is a predicted model, not a curated record.
CACACACACACACACACACACACACACACACACACACACACACACACACACACACACACACACACACACACACAUGCAGUUUGCGAGGCUAUGCCAAAAUAACAAGAGGACGACCGAGGCGGCCUGCCGCGUGCAGAACGGGAGAAGCCUGACGGAUCAGUCCGGGGGAUCGAUCGCCAUGCACGCUUGACGCGAAAAUGAAGCGCAAAAGCGAGAGGAGGCGAGCGGAGUCGAGAAAAAAGCGCCGCGCAGCUCCGGGCUCCGAGGCGGAGUCUCAAGCUGAUAUUUACAUUGGCAUAACAGAUCAACUGUGUUUCGCUAUAAUUCAGCAUAAGGUCAAGAGUACGGCUGAACGACACUGUUUCUGCAUAGAUGAGGAACUAUCGUAUGAAAACUUCUAUGCGGACUUUGGCCCCCUUAACCUGGCCAUGUUUUAUCGCUUCUGUUGCAAGCUCACAAAGAAGCUGAAGUCCAUUACUCUCUCAAGGAAGAAGAUAAUAUUCUAUACCUGUGGAGACCAGAAGAAGCAAGCCAAUGCAGCUUACCUUAUCGGCUCAUAUGCAGUAAUGCAUCUUCACAUGACACCGGAGGAGGCAUACAGCCUACUGUCAUCGAGGAGCUCCACUUACCUCCCAUUCAGAGAUGCUUCAUUUGGAACUUGCAUGUACAACUUGAACAUCCUGGAUUGCCUACGUGCUAUCCACAAGGCUUUGCAGUUUGGUUGGCUUGACUUCUCCAACUUUGAUGUGGAGGAAUAUGAACACUAUGAGAGAGCAGAAAAUGGAGACUUCAACUGGAUUAUUCCAGGAAAGUUCCUUGCAUUCAGCGGGCCUCAUCCAAAAAGCAAAAUAGAAAAUGGGUACCCUCUUCAUGCUCCAGAGGCCUACUUCCCCUACUUUAGAAAACACAACAUAACCACUAUCGUCCGGCUCAACAAGAAGAUGUAUGACGCCAGGCGUUUCACAGACUCCGGCUUUGAGCACCACGACCUGUUCUUUGUGGACGGCAGCACACCGAAUGACACGAUUGUCAGGAAAUUCCUCAACAUCUGUGAGAAUUCAGAGGGAGCCAUUGCUGUCCACUGUAAAGCUGGGCUAGGCCGAACCGGCACUCUGAUCGGCUGCUACAUGAUGAAGCAUUACCGCCUGACGGCUGCAGAGGCCAUCGCCUGGAUAAGGAUCUGCCGACCGGGAUCUGUCAUUGGGCCUCAGCAAAACUUUGUCGAGGACAAGCAGAACAGCCUGUGGGCAGAGGGAGACGUGUUCCGCGAGAAGAUGUUGAGCGAACGGGAAAACGGGAAAAUGGCCGUCACCAGGAUCCUGUCUGGUGUGGAUGAUAUCACCAUCAACGGGAGCAACAAGAACAGAGUACCCAAGAAAGAGGACAUGGAACUGUAUAAUGAAGAAGAGGAGAGGAAUGGUUUGACACAGGGUGAUAAACUGAGAGCCCUGAAGAGCAAGCGUCAGGCCAGAUCAUCUACAGGUUCACUAUCACAAGAAGAGAAUAAGAUUCAUACCCGGUCAUCAUCACAGUCCCUAAGGAUCAUCCUGCAGUCCAGCAGCCAGAGCUGUAAGGCCACCAUUAACCCCCCAGCUAUGUCCAACCACUCAGACAGCAGGAAGAGGACCAGAACCUCACUGCCAGCUAAUGGUGUCGGGGGCAGCUCCCUGUGCCACAGCAGACUAGCCAGGUCGCUAGGCUUCCUGAAUGUAGAGGCCGGCGACAGAGACCCGGUGUGUUGUGAGCCGCAUGGCAGCCAUAGGGGCACAGGCACCAGCACAACCAACACAGGCACUCUGAUCAACCUAAACAUGGCAAAUGCCCCUCAGCAGGCAAGCUCCCUCCCAGACCCAGUUUGAGUCCUAGUCAAGCCCGGGCUACAUAUACACACAAAUACAAUUCACUCCAUACCCAAAGCUAGAGCGCCUCUACUUCGGUGAGCUGGAGGAUUCUACAUGAAGCCCUGAUUUUAAUGACUGUCCUUCAAAUAGAUUUUUAAUUCUGAAAAAAAAAGGAGUUAGAAUAAGCUCUCUUAACCAGUCCAGUGUGACCUGUUGGUUGUGGGCAAAGGGAUUAUGUCGAUGAAAUUAUCUCGUGUCUGUUAAAAACUCUUGAUGUGAGUGACAUCUAAAUCAUGUAAACUUCAGUUGGUUGCCAACUUUUUUAACCAUAAAGUACUUUUUUUUUUUAUGGUUUAAAUACAGUCUUUGGUGUAGCCGUUUUCUUACUUAAUAUAAAGCAUGCAGUAGUAAUCAUCUAAUCAAUCGUCAACUGUCAGACUGGCAUGUGAAUGUGCUACUCUAGUUUCUAACAUUGGGAAUAACUUUUCCACUUAAGGUAGAACGAGUAGGAUUUUCCUGUAAAUCAGUGUAUAGACUCAUGCAAAAAUAAUCUCUCUCAAUCAUCACUUAUGACCCACUAGACGUGGGUGGUGGUGUCUGUGUCUGCAGAGAGGCUGUCCUCUGCCUGUGUUUUCUCAUUUUUGUUGUGUACGGGACGUUUCUGGGCGUUAACCUUUGGGCAGCGGGACUCUAUAAAAGCAUAGAGGAAGCUACUACAAUAGUGGACACAGCGCCGAGUGGACAAAUCUCGUUCCAAAACGAGAGUGAAUCUGGAGUUGUCUGAAGGAGAGGAUGGGGAUGAAGAGCAACGCUCUGACACUGCGGUCAGGGGGCAUGUCCUUUUGGGGACAUUGGGUCGGGGGGGGGGCAACUUUGAACGUUGUUUACAAACUGCAAGCGACAAAUCCUACUUGUUCUACCUGUGCAGAACGCUCUUUUUUACCAACGGUUUACGUCCACUUCUGAAAGUGACCCAUAUCCGAUUCCUGUGCUUGCACAACUGUUUAGUUCGCACUUGAAACAACCCGCAAGCGUACACAUACAUGAGAUUUGGUCACUGAUCUGCAUUUUGAAUGACGUGGUGUACACGUCAUUGUGAUCUAUGUUUCACAAUUUAAAAAAAAUGUUUGUGUGCUGUUAAAUGAGUAACAUUGCCAGAUGUCAGAUUCCUGUCCGAUUUAUAUCCACAUAUGAAUUUGGUCAAAAUCAGAUCUGAAAAUAUCCGGUUCCAUUUACCCCCCACAGUGAUAAAUACAUAUCCGAUCUGGGCCACUUGAGCAAAACAAAAAAAAUCUGAAUGGGGUCACUUGUACCUGGCGGUCUCAACCUAGCCUUAGUAGUGGGAAAUUGUGUACUAUUAAGGGCGAUGUACAGGUAUGUGUAGGAUUUCAUUCCAGCCAAACACUAUUUCAGCUGAUAUCUGAAAACCUGAUUAGUAAAAUAACUUAGUAAAGUCAUCUGUUUGUACCGUUUGGUCUGAAGGAAAACUACUUGAGGCCCUCAAGGCAUGAUUGCCCCCUACUGUUCUAUAUAAGGCACAAGCACUAGGAAGUCAGUCGUUUGUCAAAGAAAUCCAUCCCAUGAACGAGUUACAGUAUAAUGCGUCAUGUGUCCUUCGUUCCAUGUCUGGCUCAAAUUACUUUUUUUCCCCCGUGAGGCUUUAUUUUUCUUUGAGCUGCUGUAUUUCAGAACUGUAAAUAAGUAAACAUUUGAUAUACUGAAAACAAUUUAUAUUUUGUAAAUAUUUUGUACUGGUUUGAAAUUAAUCAUACUGUCAAAUGGAAAAUAGCUGUCCUGAUGGGGCAAUUCAUGUUCAUAAUCUACUUAAUAUCUGCCUGGAAUCAAUUUUUAAUUAAAAUCUUUUAU